AUGGCUUCCUUCACCAGAUUCACCAACUGCCACUUGAUCGACAACGGCCAGCUCUACGAAUACACCGACCUUUAUGUCAACAACAAAACCAACAAAAUUUCACAUCCUCCAGCAGACUCCAGCCUUAUCACCAUAACCGUCGAUGUCCACGGCAAUAUCCUUGCUCCAGGUUUCUUGGAUAUCCAGAACAACGGAAUCUAUGGCUUGAACUUUUCCAAUCUAAACGCAAACUCAACCCCUCAGGAUGUCGCUGCUUUCGACAAGUUCUACAAAGAUGCCAUGACAAAGUACUUGUCUACUGGUGUCACCGCUACUUGCCCUACUGUGACUUCUAACUUCCCCGAAGUGUACGAGAAGGUAUUACCAUUUUACAAGAAGUCUAGAUUGUCAACCCAAACGGACUCAUUGGGUGCUCACAUUGAAGGUCCUUUCAUCAACUUGAAGAAGAAAGGCUGCCAUCCUGUAGAAACCUUUGUCGAUGCUAAAGAGGGUGAAGCUAAGUUGUACCAUAUUUACGGUGAGAGCAACUUGAUUGACAACGUAUGCAUCUUAACAGCUGCUCCUGAGAUUCCAGGAGUGUUGGACCUUAUUCCUCUUGUUAAACUGAAGAACAUUGUCUUCUCACUCGGCCACACCAUGGCUGACUACAAAACUGGCAUUAGAGCUGUAGAAUGCGGUGCCUCCAUGAUCACUCACUUGUACAACGCCAUGCCGCAACCUCACCAUAGAGACGCUGGCGUCGUUGGUUUGAUCAACUCUCCUGAACUUGGAGAAGAGAAUACCCCAUACUUCGGCUUGAUCGUAGACGGAGUCCACGUUGAUCCUUCCAUGGUGAACUUGGCUUAUAGAUCAAAUCCCGACAAGUGUGUCUUGGUCACCGAUGCCAUGCAUUUGAUUGGUUUGCCGGAUGGAACUUACAAAUGGGACGACCAAUACAUUGUAAAGACCGGUGACAGAUUGUACUUGAAGGGCACGAAAACCUUGGCUGGGGCUGCUACUACUUUGCCCCAAUGUGUUAGAAACUUGAUAAAGUGGUCCAACAUCACUUUGCCAGAAGCUGUGAAGACUGUGACUAAUAAUGCUGCUGUUUCUGUUGGUCUUGAGCAUCAAAAAGGUUUCUUGAACGUUGGGUGUGAUGCCGACUUGGUCGUUUUGGACAGAGAUGGUUAUAUUCAGAAGGUCUACAAGUUGGGUAGGGAAAUCCAAUCAAGUGAUAUCAACUUGUCCAACGAAAAGAAUCCAAAAGUGAUGGCUGUUUUGUAA
Scheffersomyces stipitis CBS 6054 is the source of this 1263-nucleotide messenger RNA. It is a transcript of the gene DAC1, whose product is annotated as Dac1p. The record is from RefSeq and is a predicted model, not a curated record. Gene Ontology annotation, molecular function: N-acetylglucosamine-6-phosphate deacetylase activity. Lineage: Eukaryota; Fungi; Ascomycota; Pichiomycetes; Serinales; Debaryomycetaceae. Gene Ontology annotation, biological process: N-acetylglucosamine catabolic process. The coding region runs from base 1 to 1263 and encodes 420 amino acids. The transcript has a single exon.